AUGGCCAAGCCUUGGAAAGAGCCAAUUGCCCUCAUCGGACUAGGCUCCAUCGGCGUAUCAUUUGCGGCUCUGUACCUUCGACAUACAGAGUCUGUCAUCCGCUUGUACGAUCCCCGUCCGGAUCUGGUUCGACAUCUCGAGACGGUACUUCCAAAGUAUCUCAAUACAGAUGCGGCCGAUCUACAGGUCAGACAUUUGCUCGACAGCGGUCGACUUGUGGUUUGUCGGUCCCUGGAGGAUGUUUGCCGAAAUGUUAGCAUCAUCCAAGAGCAAGGCCCCGAAAUCCUUGACCUGAAGUGUACCACGUGGCAAACCAUUCUGCGGGUCGCCGCACCACACACUCACCUGUGGAGCUCAACUUCUGGCAUCACGGCAUCGCAACAGAACGAGAAGCUGUCUGAUCAAACCAGACUCCUGGUGGUACACCCAUUUAACCCUCCUCAUGUCAUGCCACUCAUCGAAAUCAUACCAUCACCGGUGACGCAGAGUGGAGAGACUCAGUUUGCACUGGAAUUCUUUAACACCUUGGGAUCUGGCCACCAACCCGUUGUGUUACGCAAAGAAGUGCCCGGGUUUGUCGGGAACCGCCUUGCGUUCGUCCUGCUGAGAGAAGCGAUGCACUUGGUCAAGGAAGGUGUGGUGAGCGUUAAAGAUCUUGACAAGAUCGUGGAGAACAGCAUCGGGCCUAGAUGGGCCGUCACUGGUCCUUUUAAGGCCUACAACUAUGGCGGUGGCUUUAACGGCAUUGGUGGAUUUCUGAAUAACCUAUCCCAUACAAUUCAAGCUGUGUGGGACGACUCUGGUGUUCUAUCUUUGCAAGAUACUGCCGUCUGGCCCUCGAUUGCGGCUGCGAAGGAUGGUAAAUCUGCAGAAAAGUCCGACUGGGCCAAAAGCCUUGUGCAACAAGUUGACCAAACUUACGGUCGUCCCACGCCCGAUCAACUGAGGGAACGGGACGACAAACUGGAAAGGGUAUUGCAUGCCAAAUGA
Messenger RNA from Cladophialophora yegresii CBS 114405, 990 nucleotides. RefSeq lists its product as uncharacterized. Lineage: Eukaryota; Fungi; Ascomycota; Eurotiomycetes; Chaetothyriales; Herpotrichiellaceae. Bases 1 to 990 code for a protein of 329 amino acids. The record is from RefSeq and is a predicted model, not a curated record. Gene Ontology annotation, biological process: fatty acid metabolic process. The transcript has a single exon. Gene Ontology annotation, molecular function: oxidoreductase activity, acting on the CH-OH group of donors, NAD or NADP as acceptor; NAD+ binding.